AUGAGAGUUCUGGAAGAAAUCAACGUUAUUGUUCGCGCUAUCGAGUCUGGCUUGAUCGAUCCGACUGACCAAGGAAUGACCAACGCUGUGCCAUACUGUCACCCUUCUGGAUCUACCGGAACUACUGGUCGUUCCAGGGGUGAAGGUUCUGCAUCAAAUGCUCGGGGUACUGACAUGUCCAAGCCAAACCCACACUACCGGGAUAAAGGAAAGAUGACACCUAGUCGUCGAGAGCAAAAUACUUUCAAGGUUGCCAAAAGCAACCGGACCAAAGAUCCACUGUCUAGAAAGGUUGACUGUCCCGAUCACAAGCACCAUGCUAUGUAUCCCAACCUCGGGCCAUCACCUUGCCGUGGAUGCGGUGAGACUGUCAUGGCUCAAGUUCGGCACCAUCUCAACCGAGUAACUCAUCGCGGCCGCCCAGGGGCUUGGCAGUGUUCCAACUGCAAGAAGGAUUUCGACGACCAAUAUCUCUACAAUGCACACAUCAACCCGAAGAGAUGUAGAUUCAAUCCUCAGUGUCGAGAUAUAGUUAGAGAAUGGGCACGACUAUAUAUGCUACGCUAUCCUGGAGUUACCCGAAUUCCCAGCCCCUGUAAGUUUACCGUUCUCCAUGAUGAAUUCGUUGUGCUGAUGGCUUCUUGA
This is a messenger RNA of Bipolaris victoriae FI3, 645 nucleotides long. RefSeq lists its product as hypothetical. The record is from RefSeq and is a predicted model, not a curated record. The transcript has a single exon. The coding region runs from base 1 to 645 and encodes 214 amino acids. NCBI's taxonomy places the organism in Eukaryota, Fungi, Ascomycota, Dothideomycetes, Pleosporales, Pleosporaceae.